UGGAAGGAGCAGGUUCCUGGGCCAUGACAUCUGGCCAAAUUUGGGUGGCAGUGGGUGGCAGUCUCUGUGCCAGCAUCCAGAAUUAUAAGGCCAUGUGCAGAGAUUUGAAAAAUGGCAACAAGUGAAAGUGUCAGCAUCUUUUGUUCAGUGUCCUUGGCUGUGGAGUCUGUAGAUUCACUUUUACCUGAGAAUCCUCUGCAAGGGCCAUUUCAAAAUGCUUGAAAUUAUAAUUUGGACAAUUAUACAGAAUUCCAGGUUGCAACAUGGAGAUCCCUGAUAGUUCAUGAGGCCCUUUAUUUCUUGUUCUGUUUAUUUGGGUUUUUGUUUCAAUUUAUACCUUACAUGAACAAGUGCAAAAUUCAAAAGGAUAAACCAGAAACAUGGGAAAACCAAUGGAAAUGCUUUAAAGUACUUCUCUUUAAUGACUUUUGUAUCAAGCUUCCUUUGAUUUGUGGAACUUAUUAUUUUAUGGAGUAUUUCAAUAUUCCUCAUGGUUGGGAGAGUAUGCCAAGCUGGUAUAUGCUUUUGGCAAGAUGCUUUUGUGCAGAGAUUGAGGAUGCCUGGCACUAUUUCUUACAUAGGCUCUUACACCACCAAAAGAAAUAUAAAUAUAUUCAUAAAGUUCAUCAUGAGUUUCAGGCUCCAUUUGGAAUGGAAGCUGAAUAUGCAUAUCCCUUGGAAACCCUAGUUCUUGGAACUGAAUUUUUCACUGGAAUCAUUCUUUUAUGUAAUCAUGUAGUUCUUCUUUGGGCAUGGUUGACCAUUUGUUUGCUGGAAAAUAUUGAUGUCCACAGUGGUUAUGAUAUUCCUCUGAACCCUUUAUUUUUUAAAUUUUACACAGGUCCAACCAUAUACCUGUGGUAUGGAGACUUUAUAGCAAAAGAAGAGUGGAGAGGGAUCAUGGCCCUAGGGCCCACUGAUCUUGGCACAUACUGCACCACCUGCCAUCCGGAAGGGGCUGACCUCAAAAAGCCCUGGAAUGACUAUCUGGAGGCAUGGCUGAAGCAACAGCUUGGAGGCAACUCUAUGAAAGUGGAGUGCCGUUUUUCAAGAUGUACCAUGUGCGUUAAAUCAAGACCUGUCUAUGACCCUGUGUCCUGA
Phyllostomus discolor (pale spear-nosed bat) is the source of this 1101-nucleotide messenger RNA. Its product is annotated as methylsterol monooxygenase 1-like. Gene Ontology annotation, biological process: sterol biosynthetic process. Gene Ontology annotation, molecular function: iron ion binding; C-4 methylsterol oxidase activity. The record is from RefSeq and is a predicted model, not a curated record. NCBI's taxonomy places the organism in Eukaryota, Metazoa, Chordata, Mammalia, Chiroptera, Phyllostomidae.